AUGCCUUUUUGUUUGCCUGGAAUCCAGAAGACUUCGAGUGUCCAAGCUCCCCUGGAAUGGUUUGUGAUCAGGGAGACUCGUGAAUAAUUUUUUGUUAGGUCCGACUCGAAUCUUCUGAUCUGUGGAGUUGAAAAUACGAUAGUGGUUGUGGAUGUGAAAGAUUUAACGAUUAUUCAGACAUUGACAAGAAACAAAAAUACAGUAUGCCAGGUGAGCAAAGUCGGAGAGCUUUUAUUUUUAUUUAGUUGAGUUGCCAACCCGCGGUUGAAAGUCAAGGAAACCACAUUUUUUGUGUAUCCUCCGAUUCCACAGGACAAAUCUCGAUAUGGGAUAUUAUACAUGGCAAGAUCCUUCACCAAUUUUCUUCCGCGGUUGUUUCAUACCUAAAGUGGCUGGCUAUAGAAGACGAGGAAGGGAAUUUUCCAUAUGUGUUAUCUCUGUCAUCUAAGUCAACAGUGGACCUCUACGAUGCUUUAAACGGGUUCUCUCUAUGGUCCUUCAAGUCCAGCAACAAUAUUGCAGCUAUGGCAAUCGAUCCAUUUAAAUAUUCCGAGGUUGCAUGUAUGUUACCUAAAACCUGAAUUUGUAAUUUUUAGUUUUUUCGGGCAACAAUUGUCUUAUGUUUACGCAUGACUUUGGAAUCGAACACCCAUUCCAAUUUGAUCCCAUUGUCACUCAACUAAAAUUGAAUGAAAGCCAGGCAACUAUUCGACAAUUGGAAUAUCACAAGGCUUUGCCUAACAGGCUUUAUGUGUUGAUCUCUGACAGAGUAGGUUUGUCUCAAAUUUCAGUGAUGAUUUAAGAUUUUGAUCGUACAUGCGGAAACUAAGGUCGUCAUUUACUGUACGCAGUUUGAUUCCAUCGGAUCCGUAGGCAAAGUGAGUGGUAAUGGGUUUAAAGAGAGUUUUAAAGAUACUUCCGUGUUCAAUGCGAGAUGCUUUUUAUUAUGUUCGAAGUAAUGGAGUUGUCAGUUUCAAUAUCGGAAAUAUUUACAACGUGGAGGACGGUGCAAAGUCUGUUUUGCGGUAUGAGAAUGUCGCCGGCUCCGAGAGCCAUCGGAUGUCGACUAAACUUGGUGUCCGUGGAUCAGCACUGUGUCCCCAUACUGAGUCCAAGGUAGCAGUGUUACUGUCUAAUGGGAGGUUUGUUAUUCACAAGUUGUGGAAUCGGUCUGAAGAAUCCUCCUUGGUCGAUCGAAUCAAAUUACGAGAAGAUCUAACACAAGAACCAUUCACUUCAUUAAGGUCGGUGUACAAAAAAAUCAUUUUUAAUUUAGGUUUAGGUUUUCGCAAUACAAUUAUUUGAAUUGUCUUGGAAUUGGAAUGACAGCAGUCCGGGUACGACCAAUGGAUCCUCACAAGAAUUUGUCUGAUGAAUUGGAUGUCGGUCUGCUGGCUGCAGUGGCGAGUUCAACUGGAACUGUAUAUUUGGUGGAUGUUCUUUCGUGCAAGAUCGUUAGAGAAUUCCAAAUUCACUCUUGUCAAAUACGGUAAGUCUUUCAAUGGGGUAUUAUUUACUUUUUCUUCAACGUGGCGCAUGUUUGCAAUGUCAUUCAGAAGGAUGCUACGCCGAGUUUUACUUUAGAGUAGUGAAAAAUUAAUUUUUUCUUUUGUAAAAUCACAGUUUGCAUUUUUACAAUUGCAACUUUUUCUAAAAUGGAAAGAGGUUAACGUGGUCAUUUUUUAAGUUUUUGAAGGCUGAUGGAAGGACACGUUAUUUUUAUUUAGGGCUCUGGAAUGGGGUGGUAGUGACCUUAUAAUAACCGCGGGUUAUUCUACCUCUCUCUCUUCUUCCACGGUCAGGAAUGAUCUUUUCAUUACCAACAUCCGGACUGGCCAAAAGAAGCGAUUACGGCCUGAAGCUGAGGAGAGUCCCAUAGAACUUUUGAGAGUCUCACAUUAUCAGUAAGCAUUUCCUUUAAUGUUAAAACUUGGUUUAGUUGCUAUUUAGCCGUAUGUUUUCGUCGUGAACCUCUGGAGAUCUGGGAUAUAAGGUCGAGAAGAUUACUGCGGCGAAUGUCAAAGAAAUGCCCUAUUAUUAUGGACAUGGUAAGCAAAUUCUAACACUGUUUGACGCGUUUAGAAUUGGUUUGCGCGGCACACGAAAGCACAGACAAAUCAGAGUGUAAUGCGAGAGAACCUGGUAGUCAUGGAUGUGGAUAAUCACUUGUAUCAUGUUGUUGUCAAAGGGCUUCAUGUGAGGGAUGGCAAGGAAGUAAAUACGGACUGGUCCAAAAACUCGGCUCCCCUUUCCCGUGUGGUCUGGAAGGAUGACUACCUUGUUUUUGGGGACACCAUGGGAUUCCUGAGAAUCUGGGACUUGGGGAAAAAGAGAAACCGAGAGAUGAAGGAUUCGAAUGCGCACAGAGGGUCUGUGCUUCGAAUGGUCUUUUCUUCACUUGCUGGCGACUACACUUUGUCCGUUCUUCAUCAGAAUCAUGUUGCUGUUUGGGAUGUGGAGAGUCUCCAAUUGUUACAAUCAAUUCAGAUAAAUGGACUGACAAUGUGUGAUGUGGACAUGAGUGGUGUUACUCCAGUGUAUAUAACGUCUAUGGGAUCGCUCCAUUAUGGAGCACAUGGCGAACAUUUGUGUGCUUCUAUUCAAGAAGGUGGUGAGUAUUUAUAUAUUGUCAUUCAUCAAUAAAAAAUAGACCUUCCGACGGCAUUAAAAAGCUUUCUGAAUCCAUCGGCUGAUGACAUCGGAUUUUCAAGGCAUUUAAAACUCGGGCUGAACAUGGAACAACUCGAAUUUAUGUCAAUGCCGACUUAUCUUUCGUUUUUAUGGCCUCCAGAUGUGCAGAAAGUAGGUGUACUUGCAAUAAAAUUUGUUCAGUGUUUAGAGACUAAUGGAAUUGGAUGUUGGACUUUUAAUGGAUCGGGUGGAUACAAUCGAACUCAUAAACUAUGUUGUCGAAAGAUCCAUUGUUUUGGGGAAGGUAAUUUAAUUGAUAUUAAUAACAAGUUUGUUUAGUACGACUGGGCUACAUCUUUACUUCUUGACACGUCGAACAACUCAAAUGAUCCAGGAAGUCUAGCCAAUUCUUUUAAAGCUUGUCUAUUGUCUUCUGAUGUGAGCAGAGAAGAAAGCCGAUGUCUCAUAAAAAUGGUGGCCACUAAUCUCAUAGCGUCGGGAAAAAUAUCUGGUAACUAAAUUGAUCCCAUAGGUCAUACUUUAGAUGGUGUCCAAUUAUUAUACCUGAUAGAUCAAAGGGAAGAAGCAUGCAAAUACCUGGCUUCUCAAGGGCAUUGUGACAAAGCCUUUACCUAUCUCAGAGUAAGUAUUCUUUUGAAGAACUCAAUUAUUUGAUUUAUAGAUAGAUCCAAAUGCGGAUGAGGAAUGCCUCAAAAAGUGUUUAUCAAAGAAGAAGAUUCUUAUGGUCACUAAGAAGGUAAGUGAGCAUUUUCUUGAAAACUGAAUAGUUAAUAAAUAGUAAUGAUAAUUACAUAUAAGAGGAAUUCCGAGUAAAUUUUAAAAAUUUUCGCCACGAUGCUCAACGAUGAGCCCCUAGAAAUUCUUUCUGUUUCACUGUACUAUACAAGACCCACAAUAGGCAAAAACUUUGCGAGCUGCAAAUAAUUCUUUCCACUGUGUCAUUCAGAACAAGUUUUAUCGUGUCUUGGGCUUUGCACAUUGCAGGACAAAAAUUCGAUAUGGGCUAAACUUGUGGUCGAGAGCCAUGGGAGAAGAAAAUUUGAAUUUACUCGGAACCCCAAUUGUAUACAAAAUUUACAUUGAAGAUUACGGAAUUCCUAUUCCUGGCCUCGACGAAAGAGCAUCUCAAAUGUAUCCAACGAUUAAAGGAGAUGAAAUUGUACACUUUAGCGGAAAGAAUGGCUAUUGGCAGCCCUAAGGGCCCAGAGAUCUUCGAUGAUUAA
This is a messenger RNA of Bursaphelenchus xylophilus (pine wood nematode), 3875 nucleotides long. The record is from the annotation of a GenBank genome assembly. NCBI's taxonomy places the organism in Eukaryota, Metazoa, Nematoda, Chromadorea, Rhabditida, Aphelenchoididae.